AUGCCACCAGAGUGCUCACUCCAGGCCGAUAACAAAUUCGGCCCUGUAGUAGGUAGCGAGUGCCGUGAUGGGUUUGAUUUUACUCUAUUAUUCGAACAAGCCAUACUUGGUCUCGUUCCUGCGGUCGCAUUUCUCCUCGUGUGUCCCUUUCGAUUGCGGAUUCUGGCCAAGAGAGAAGUGCGCACUCAGCCUCACAAGAUGAGAUUGGCAAAAGUCAAACACGAGGUAAUGUCGAUUCUGCCUCAGAUAACUGCUUUCGUUUUCGCCGCGAUUCAACUCGCCCUAUUGAUCAGCUGGGCAAAGAAAACUCGGCCCACUGCGAAGUUCUCUGUCGCGUCGAGUGCAAUCAACUUGGUAGUGGCAAUGCAAAUUGUGGUCUUGUCGUGGGUGGAAGAUGAACGAUCUGUUAGACCGUCAUCGCUCCUCGCCACCUACCUUCUCUUCACGUUGCUCUUCGAUGUUGUACAGACAAGAAGUUUGUGGUUAUCUCACAGAGAUCACCGUAUUUCUAUUCUGUUCACCACAAGUGUCGCUGCGAAAACAGCAAUGGUGCUUUUGGAGAGUUUGGGGAAGCAAAAACACCUCGUAGGUUCUUAUCAAGACCUUCCACCAGAGUCGACUAGUGGGCUUGUUAAUCGGUCGUUCAUGUGGUGGCUGAAUCGCCUUUUUUUCACGGGCUUUCGAUCCUUGCUAAGUACCGAAGAUCUUGAUCGUCUAGACAAACCCCUGGAGUCCGCGGAAACGGCGCGGAAAGCAUUAAGAGUUUGGGCUCUACGCCGGCAUCCCGAGCGCCGCUUCGAACUCCCAUGGCAAAUGGGCCGAGCGUUCAAAGGUCCACUUGCUUUGAUGGUGCUUCCACGCAUUUUCUUGAUCGGAUUUACCUUCUCACAGCCCUUCUUGAUCGCAUCUGUUCUCAACUGGCUUGAUAACCCACAUAGCGCGAGCAAUCUCGGUUACGGCCUCAUCGGCGCUACACUUCUAAUAUAUUUGGGAAUGGCCCUCUCAACCCUCAUGUACGACCAGAUGUUGUAUCGGUUGGUGACAAUGUUUCGAGGGGCAGCCUCAUCAAUGAUCUACGACCAUGCCUUACACAUCCCUGAUGGCACUCUAGGGGAUCGUUCUGCCACAGUGACUCUAAUGACUACUGACGUUGACCGCAUAAUUGCCAGUCUAAUUACUUUGAAUGAAUUCUGGGCGCGGACGAUUGAAGUUGCCAUUGGCAUUGCGCUACUCGCGCUCCGGUUAGGGUGGGUUUGCCUGAUGCCAUUAAUAAUCGUUCUCAUUUCUAGUGGCGGAAGUAUUUAUAUCUCGAAGCAUAUAGGGGGACAUCAGAAAGUAUGGGUGGAUGCCGUACAGCAACGCAUAUCAAUCACCCGCUCAUUGCUGGACGGUAUCCAGACUAUCAAAGCAACUGGAUUAUCUCGGACCUUUGUUCGGCUUGUACAGAGAAAAAGGACCGAAGAAACCCAUCAAAUGGCCACGUACCGAUGGAGUGUGGUCUGGAAGAAUAUGAUCCAGAAUCUGCCCUGGGCCUUGGCUCCAGCUUUGACCUUCGUCGUCUAUGCUGCUCAAGGAAAGGAGCUGAAUGCUACCAAAGCGUUCAGUAGUCUGUCCAUUAUAACUCUUUUGACUAACCCGGCUUCGAAACUACUAAGUGCGAUUCCUUCCAUAGCGGCUUCGUCGGGAUCUUUUGAUAGAAUACAAGACUUUCUUUUACUGGAAACUAGUCCUCAGCACACAGCGGAGGGUCUCUGUCACACGAGAGAAACGGAAGUUGAUACAUCUCCACACAUCGCCGAAAUGGAAUACAUGUCUUUCAAGGGCCCACUAGACACCACCGACCUUCAAACACCUGUCAUCUCAAUGAAAAAUCUCAGCAUUCGCCCAUCCUCAUCAGCAAAGAUUGUUUUGAGAGAUGUCAACUUAGAAGUCCCUCUCGGAGCACUGGUCAUCAUCCAAGGGCCAAUUGGGUCUGGCAAAUCGACGCUGCUUCGGGCCAUACUUGGCCAGGCGGUUUGCGAGACAGGAUCAAAGACAGUGACCAUUCGACAACCGGCCUUUUGCGCUCAAACACCGUGGGUCCCAAGUGGCACCAUUCGUGAUAUAAUCUGUGGAUCCUUCUCAGCUGCUCCUAUAAGGGAGGACGCAAUUGAUGAGAAGUGGUACGAGGCUGUUCUUCACGCAUGUGACCUCAAUUCGGACCUGGCUCUCCUUCGCGAGGGCGAUGCUACGCAAGUUGGACACGGAUCUGGUCAUAUACUGAGCGGUGGCCAAAUGCAUCGGAUCGCUCUUGCUCGAGCGGUAUAUGUUCGCAAGAAGCUUUUGCUGUUAGAUGAUAUAUUCAGUGCACUGGACCGGAAAACCAAGGGUAAUAUCAUAUCACGUCUUUUCGGUGUUGACGGACUGCUUCGAAAGACAAAAUCGACUAUUGUUUUGGUGACACAUGAGAGUAGGCUUCCUCCAAGCCUAUCAGUGGACCAGCUGCCUUGUGCAGAUCGGAAUUAUUUCCUUUCGGAUGGGCGUCUUAGUCAGGAAGAACCUUGCGUGGGAAAUGCCUAUCAAGAAGUGAGGUCUGACGCUGUGGAAGCUAAGGAACCGACAGGAUUCCCGGACUUGGCGAUAGAAGAUAAAGCCGCCUUGAUCUCCAAGGCGAAUAAGGUUGACGAUCUCAGGAGGGCAGCCGGGGACUCUGCUGUUUAUGCGUAUUAUCUGCGUUACGUUGGGUGGACGAACGCGCUGGUAUUUGUCUUUUUCGUGACAAUGAACGUCUUCUCCAGCACGUAUAGUCAAAUUUGGCUUAAGCGAUGGGCUGAUCGUGGUGGAGGCCAAAAAGCACUCUAUGUCUCGGUGUAUUUCUUCCUUGCCAUUUGCAACACUGUUGGUAAUGGUGGUUAUGUCUGGGCUAUUCUUAUUCUGAUCUCACCAUCAACAGCACGUCGGCUUCAUUAUGUCGUGCUGAAGACUGUCAUGAUGUACAUUCAAUCAUCUUUUCUCGCACAUCAUUCAACUGCUGACACUUCAAGGGCAACGCCUCGAUUUCUAGUAACUGUUGACAUCGGGUCAAUACUGAACCGUUUCAGCCAGGAUAUGACCCUUAUAGAAAGCGAUUUGCCUGUUGGCAUCUUAAUCACUGUCUCAAAUCUCUUUUCGUCAAUUGCCAAUGCUGCUCUAAUUGCAACCGGAUCAACGUACAUGGCAAUAUCCGUGCCUUUCCUGAUCAUCUCCCUCUUUCUCUUACAGCAUUUUUAUCUAAAAACAUCGCGACAACUUCGCUUGCUUGACCUGGAAAGCAGAAGUCCGCUGUACUCCCAUCUUCAUGACACUGUCGAGGGUCUUUCUACAAUUCAGGCAUUUGGCUGGGAAGCAGAAUUUCGAAUUGCCAAUUCAAAAUUGCUGGACGCUACCCAGCGCACGUAUUAUAUGCUUCAUUGUAUUCAGCGCUGGCUCACCUUGGUCCUAGACCUCAUCGUUGCUGCCGAAGCAGUCAUCGUCGUCAGCUUAGCAGUUUCUCUGCGGCAUACAACGAGUGUCGGAUUGCUUGGAGUAUCGCUCAACAGUAUUCUUGCUUUCAAUGGUAGCCUUUCGUCUCUCAUAUCGGGUUGGACACAAUUGGAGAUAUCCCUUGGCUCAAUUUUGCGCGUCAAAGAUUUUGAAAUUCAAGUACCACGUGAAAUUUCAACUGGGCGGGUAGAGGUUUCCAUCGACUGGCCAAGUCGGGGAGCUAUUGAGAUCUCGGACAUGACUGCACAAUACUGCCCUGGAGUAGCAGUACUAAGCAAUGUCUCUGUGAAAAUCUUACCGGGUCAGAAAAUCGGUAUCUACGGGCGUACUGGGAGUGGGAAGAGCUCUCUACUGUCCUCCGUAUUAGGCAUGCUCACUUUGAUACGUGGGUCGAUCAUUGUCGACGACAUUGACCUCAUCACUGUCUCCCCUGAUAUGGUCCGCGAAAGGCUUGUCACAAUUUCCCAAAAGCCACUCAUCAUGGUUGGUUGCACAGUCAGAUUCAAUCUAGAUCCCACCGGGGCACUUCCAGACGAAGACAUCAUCGCAGCUCUAGACCGAGUUGGGAUCUGGAAUGGCGUAUUACUUGAAAGAGGUGGGCUAGAUUCCGAGAUAAAAGACAAUCUAUCGCUGUCCCGAGGCGAGCAACAGCUGCUUCAGUUUGCUCGUGCAAUAUUAAAGAUACAAGCAAGCAAUGCUAGGAUCUUGUUGAUUGAUGAGGGCACCAGCAGCGUUGACACGAAAACUGACGCCCGUGUGCAAUUCCUUCUGCAACAGGAUCCAUUUCGUGCAUGUACGGUGCUUACGGUUGCACAUCGUGUCCACACUCUCUUAAGUUACGAUUUGAUUAUCGGUCUAGAUCGGGGCAAGGUGGUAGAGAUGGACAAGCCUAUAGUUCUGAGAAAUCAGAAAGACAGUAUCUUUGGCAACCUUAUCAAUAGCGGCGGAUGA
Molecule: messenger RNA, 4452 nt
Organism: Penicillium coprophilum
Lineage: Eukaryota; Fungi; Ascomycota; Eurotiomycetes; Eurotiales; Aspergillaceae
Product: P-loop containing nucleoside triphosphate hydrolase protein
Exons: 10
Coding region: 1-4452 (1483 amino acids)
Biological process (GO): transmembrane transport
Cellular component (GO): membrane
Molecular function (GO): ABC-type transporter activity; ATP hydrolysis activity; ATP binding
Source: RefSeq, a predicted model, not a curated record